Molecule: messenger RNA, 963 nt
Organism: Puccinia triticina
Lineage: Eukaryota; Fungi; Basidiomycota; Pucciniomycetes; Pucciniales; Pucciniaceae
Exons: 4
Coding region: 1-963 (320 amino acids)
Source: RefSeq, a predicted model, not a curated record
AUGUCGCUCCGUCAUUACCUCGUUGUUUUUGUGUUGAUUGGCCAGCUCAUCACCGACACUUACGCGUUCGUACUACCCGAAACAAAAAUUUGGCUCCCUCACACCCCGCCGGCCGAAUCAAUGGCGGCAGCCACUUCUUCAAGCUCAUUCCUGAACCUGCCUCAUAAAGAAGCAAUAUCCGCUUUCAAAACUCUGUUUGUUCAACGCAAAAUACCCCCAACUGAACUUUUCCACAAAGUGUUACACUGGCUUCUGAGCCCCAAUUCCAUGUCUUGCAAAGAUCUAGUGGAAUGGUGCGACGCACUCGCCGAUGCAGUGAUUGCCCGCGAUGGCUGCAGAUUCGGGAAGAAUUCUAUUCCAAUCAUUUUCGGUCUUCAAACUCUCCGGCUCCGCAAUACACUUUUCAUGAGGAACUUGAGUGAAACGGUGAAACGCCUUCUGCCAGAGGAACCCAGACUCUACAAUCGCGAGAGUACAUGGGAACCAUGGAUUCAUGAACUCAAACACCCCUAUCACAGGUUCAGUAAGCCACUUCGUGAAUGGGGACCUCUCAAAGCGCUGUUAAUGAGUGAACCAAGGUUAAGCUCUCUAGGAUCCGCCAUCCAUUCCCGUCAACCGGAAUCUAUCAUCGAAAAACUGAACCCAACCAUCAAAGAAAUCUUCUCGAGAGAAUCAGCCGGAGACGUAUCUAGUGAAACCAGAUUAGUCGCGAUAGCGACACUCGUAUAUUUGUUGAAAAAUGCACCCGACAAGUAUGUUGGGGAGAAGGCCGAUCAACUAAUGAAUUCACUCAUCAACCCUCACAACGGCUACGUCUUGCUCAGCCAUGAACGUACACUACUGGGAACGCCGUUGAUCAAACGCUUCGAACAACACCAUUCAAUAAAGGUACCAAUGCGCUUCUGGCUGGGUGUGGGACAUCCCCCCGUACGUGAAGGUCAAUCUAUCCAAAAGGAUUGGUGA